AUGAACUACUAUACCAAGUGGGUAGAUGUUGAGCCUCUGAUGCACAUAGCAGCCAAACAAGUCGUUUCCUUCGUCAAUAGGUUCAUCAUUUUUUCGUUUGGGGUCCCCUAUAAGAUCAUCACUAAUAAUGGGACUCAAUUUGGUGACUUGAUAGGAGUUUACUACGAUGAGAGGGGAAUACACAGAGGAUUUUUGGCUGUGGUACACCCUCAGGCCAAUGGUCAGGUGGAGGGCACCAACAAGGUGAUCAUGAAAAACCUUAAGACCAGGCUGGAAAAGCUCAAGGGAGCAUGGGUGGAGGAGCUCCUCAAUAUACUGUGGGCUUACAGAACCACCCCUGUACAACUGCUGGAGAAACCCCAUUCGCCCUAG
Messenger RNA from Cannabis sativa, 372 nucleotides. RefSeq lists its product as uncharacterized. Gene Ontology annotation, biological process: DNA integration. Lineage: Eukaryota; Viridiplantae; Streptophyta; Magnoliopsida; Rosales; Cannabaceae. Bases 1 to 372 code for a protein of 123 amino acids. Gene Ontology annotation, molecular function: nucleic acid binding. The record is from RefSeq and is a predicted model, not a curated record. The transcript has a single exon.